AUGCGGGCGUCGUCGUCGAGGGCGAGCGAGAGCGCGAGCGGGGUGAGCGCCGCGAGAAGGUGCGCGACACCCGCGUCCGCGGCGUCGGCGACGACGACGCACGCGCGCGCGAGCGUCGUGAGAAGAGCGAAGGGGACCGGUGCGGAUGAUGAACCGGUGGUGGUGACGCUCAAGGUUGAUGGGAUGAUGUGCGAGGGGUGCGCCGAGAGCGUGACCACGCUCCUGAUGAAGAACGACAAGGGCGUGAGCGUGAGCGCGGUGGACAUCGAUCUCGAGACGAAGAUGGUCAAGGUGUCGAUCGCGUGCGAGAGCGUGGUGGAAGGCGUGACAAAGCUCCCGGCGCUCGUGGACGUCGUCGUCGCCGGCGGCUACGAGGCUGAACCCGUGUUUUGA
Molecule: messenger RNA, 393 nt
Organism: Ostreococcus tauri
Lineage: Eukaryota; Viridiplantae; Chlorophyta; Mamiellophyceae; Mamiellales; Bathycoccaceae
Product: Heavy metal-associated domain, HMA
Exons: 1
Coding region: 1-393 (130 amino acids)
Molecular function (GO): metal ion binding
Source: RefSeq, a predicted model, not a curated record